AAUUAGCAGCGACGUAAGUGCAGGUGUCCAAAAUAAGUGGAGCCACACAAUUGUCCGAACCACCCCAGCAGUGUCCAUAACAAAGUCCCACGUAUUUGGAAUCCAGAUAAGGGCAGUUCCGUAAUUCCACAUAAAACGUUUAUACAAAAGGAAGCGGGUGUCCAAAAUAGACGGAGCCACGCAAUUGUCCGAACCACCCCAGCAAUGCCCAUGACAACGUCUCCCAUGUACUUCCAAUCCAGCGAAGGGUAAUUCCGUUUGACUCAAGUUUCGCUGCUGGUCAAGACAGUGAUGUUACCAUUGACUUUUCUGCACACAGGUGAACAGUAAAUAAAUUUUCUAGGAGAAAGAUGAAGAAUUGUGGCACCGAGCGAAGAGAAUUACUAAAUUCCCCCCACACACACACGACACAACCGCCAUUGUCCAACGAGAUUCACGUGAUGGAAGAAAUAAAUGCCGUGCUUGCUCUCCAAGCAAACGGGGUAAAAUCAUUUGAUCUUUCCGCGAAACAGGAGAUCAAAACCCUUUCCAGUAACUUCUGCUCCUCUACCAUUAUAUGUCCCUACUGCUUGUCCCUGAAGACUCAAAAGCCACACAAAAUCAACUAAGCAACCGUUUUAUUACCAAAAAAAAAUCCCAAAUUGACGAUCUCUAAAACCCUCUCGAACCGGAGAAGAUGAACCGGAUCGCGGUGAGGUCGGUUGUCGGCGGCCUGCUCGGCGGCCGGAACUGCAACCGCUACAUUUCCACUGCGGUGGCCGUCAGGCCGUUGGACGGAGCCCUGUUUCUGAAUCGCCGGAACGGUGACGUUUUGGGCGGGUUUUACUGGAGGAGGAUGAUGAGCACGGUGCCGCAGUCUGCUGAAACGGCGUCACUGGGGGAGAAGGAGCAGAAGGAGAGCCAGAGCUCGGUUUCCGACGACGCCAAGAAAGGAAGUGAUAGCGUUGUCGUUUCGAAUUACUGGGGGAUUCAAAGGCCGAAGAUCACAAGGGAGGACGGGAGCGAGUGGCCUUGGAAUUGCUUCAUGCCAUGGGAGACUUAUAAGUCAGACUUGUCGAUUGAUCUGAGCAAGCAUCAUGUGCCGAAGACGUUUCUGGACAGAGUUGCGUAUAGGACCGUCAAGCUUCUUCGGAUUCCAACUGAUAUUUUCUUUCAGAGGCGGUAUGGGUGCCGUGCAAUGAUGCUGGAAACUGUGGCAGCUGUACCUGGUAUGGUGGGAGGAAUGCUACUGCACUUAAGGUCUCUCCGCAAGUUCCAGCAGAGUGGUGGUUGGAUCAAGGCUUUACUUGAAGAGGCAGAGAAUGAGAGGAUGCACCUCAUGACGAUGGUGGAACUUGUGAAGCCUGUGUGGUACGAGAGACUACUGGUUCUCGCUGUGCAGGGAGUGUUCUUCAAUGCCUUCUUUGUUCUUUAUGUGCUUUCCCCAAAACUGGCACAUAGGGUUGUUGGGUAUCUGGAGGAGGAGGCUAUACACUCUUAUACAGAGUAUUUGAAGGAUAUCGAUAGUGGCAAGAUUGAAAAUGUACCGGCUCCUGCAAUUGCAAUUGACUACUGGAGGCUUCCUAAAGAUUCUACACUGAAGGAUGUUAUUACUGUGAUUCGUGCCGAUGAAGCUCAUCAUCGAGAUGUCAACCAUUUUGCAUCUGAUAUUCAUUUUCAGGGCAAGGAAUUGAGAGAGGCACCUGCUCCCCUUGGUUACCACUAGAAGGCAUCUUGUAAGCCAAUUGUUGGAAGUGUUGUAUGUCUAUCUGAUAUGAUCUGUUUUGUAAAUGAUGGAUGAAGGCUAUGGUCUAUGCGGACAUAGAUGGUUUUACAAUUAUAUAUGACUCAUGAGAGGGUAAAACAGUACGUAAUCCCUCGCAGUUUCAGGUUGACUUUUGAUUGAAUUUGAUUGGCGAUAUAUUCAGUAUUGAGAAGGUUGUCUGGUUUUGUAUGGGUAUUUCCGAUAGCCU
Molecule: messenger RNA, 1952 nt
Organism: Prunus mume (Japanese apricot)
Lineage: Eukaryota; Viridiplantae; Streptophyta; Magnoliopsida; Rosales; Rosaceae
Source: RefSeq, a predicted model, not a curated record